AUGCCUAGUAACAAAAGCCCAUCCAGUGUUACGCCUAUUGAUCAUCUCGAGCCUGCGCGAGAUGACGAGGACGAUACGGCUUCAAUCGCAAGCUCUGACAUGUCGACGACCUCGACCGAGAUGUUCGAACAUGAGCCCUUUGACACCUUCCAGUCUAAGGUAUCCGAGCUUUGCAGGAAGGAGUGGCCACAUCUCUGUAAAGAUACCUUGACUACCACACGCAUGGAUGGUGGCUCCUAUAAUCGUGUCAUUGGCAUUAGGGCUGACAGCUCCGGGGAACCAGCGAGCUGGAUCAAGCUUCAAGUACUACAAUUUCUGCGAAAUGUAUGCCCAAGUAUGAUUCGCAAGACAGAGAUCCGAGAUUAUGUCCUCCGUACACCGCGCAACGAGCAUGCGUGGGUUGGACACGAAAUCGCCAUCCUCAAAUUUCUUGCUACAACUAGUGUCCCGGUACCGAGUGUCAGGACAUUCGAUCUAUCGGCUGAGAACCCUAUUGGUAAUCCAUACAUGAUUCAGCCACGGCUUCCCGGCAAGUCUGAGCUUGAAAUGUACCUCAAGCUCAACACGCAGCAGCGCAUUUGCUUCGCACAGGAUCUAGGUUCCGCACUGAAGGAGAUGGGCAACAUCAAGUCGUCAUCCCCAGGAAAUUUGGACCCCGACGCCUUCCUCGCCAGGUCGUCAAAUUUGCAGGUUCUGCGCUUACACUGCCCACCACGGAACGCAUUUCGCCAAGUGCACUCUGUUGAGCCCUUCGUACUAUCUACCCCUCAGACCGUCUAUGAGUUUUUCGUCUCACAGUUUGCUCGUCAACGCGCAUACGAUCUCACGCUCCACCGUAAAUACUUGAAUCCUUGGAAACCCUUCACAGCCAUCAUCCAACAUCUACACAGGCUGGGUUUCCUAAACGAAAACAUCUACGCACUGACACAUAUGGAUUUGGAACCCCGCAACAUACUCAUCUACAUCACUUCUCCUACCAAUGCGAAGCUCUCCGCAAUCCUAGACUGGGAUGAAACCGUCUUCGCCCCCACCUUCACAAACUGUCGUCCCCCACCCUGGCUCUGGCAUACCGAAGACGAUGGCGAUGAGGAACUAGAUGAAGCUGCUGCCAACGUUACACCAAAGAAUGCAGAUCUUGCAGCUGUGAAAAUGGCUUUUAAAAAGGCUGCUGGUGAAAAGUACUGUAAGUGGGCUUAUGCGACAGAGUAUAGGCUUGCGAGAGACAUCGCGAAAUUGUCUAUCAUGGGCAUUUGCUCUAACGAUGAUUAUGAUACUGCACGGAGGAUUGUGAGGGAAUGGAAUGAGCUGCACGCGAAAACGCAACUUGAGGUUUGUGAGAUCUUUGACGAUGAGGAAGAUAAAUAG
Alternaria atra is the source of this 1365-nucleotide messenger RNA. RefSeq lists its product as uncharacterized. The coding region runs from base 1 to 1365 and encodes 454 amino acids. The record is from RefSeq and is a predicted model, not a curated record. The transcript has a single exon. Lineage: Eukaryota; Fungi; Ascomycota; Dothideomycetes; Pleosporales; Pleosporaceae.